UCGCCGUCCAUCAGAACAUCCAUCCUCAGGAGAAACACUCCCAGGGACCAAGAUGUUCGGAUAUUGCAGAUAUCGUCAACCGAGAUUCUACCCUGCCUGCAUUUAGCCUGUACCCUGACCAUGCUAACGUCAUCAAGCCUCUCCCCACAUCAGAGCGGGGAAGACAUGAACCAUUCGCGCUUCUCUCCGCAGUGUGCGGCUCAGCUCCACCUGCUAGAUGCUUUUCUAGCAGACUUCUAUCCGCGCUACGGAAGAAUUGCUUUCGCGAAGCCUGGAAUCCGCGCUGGAAAUUGUCGAUCAUGGCGCCGACCCGGUGUAGUAUCGGUAUAUUAAAUACCCGCGUUUGCGGUUGUCGGUGAUCAGGAACGCUUUCAUAUAUGAUGUAGGUUUCUUGCAACCGCGUACCUGGUACGCGAUCUCCCGUCCUUUCUUCCCUUCUGAAUAUUCAAGAUGGUGCGGUUACGCCUAUUACUGAGCCUAUGCGCUCUUCUCCCCUCCGCCCUCUGCGAUUACAAGAUCACUCUCACGACAUCUUCGGGACUUCUCUUAACAGACGGAAAUACCACCGUUGUAAACAACACUGCCAUUCUAUCUGGCUCCCAAAAUACCACCGUCAGCGCCCUCAAGAACAGCACGCAAGGCCUCAGCUACAGCUUCAUCACGCCGACGGUCGCGAAAGUAACGCUCAACACGUCCAAUGCUUUCAAUGGCGCUAGGUUCUCCGCCUCCUCGGACACGCACUUCUACGGCGUGUGGGAAUACCCCUUCAACUACCGGAUCAGCAACACCAACGUCUCCUUCGAGCUCAAAGGUGUCGGCAACAACGUCGGCAUCAAUUGGUCCAAUGCUCGUGCUCCGUUCUUCCUCACCUCAUCCGGUUAUGGCGUCUACACUGAUACCCUGAAAAUGGGGUCGUACGAUUUCACAACGCCAGGCGAGGUACAAUUCGUUUUCAACAGCACUAGUCUGGUGUACUACAUUAUCCUACCAAAAGGAGAUGGCAGCUUGAAGAGUAUAAUCGAGCAGUACACGGAGAUCUCAGCACGCAGCGAGAUGCCUCCAACCUCUGGCCUUGGCCCGACCUUCUGGUCCGACGACUUCACCCAGGACUUCCACGGCAGCGUAUCCAAUGCACAAGAAAACAUCCAAGACGUGGUAAACCAUCUCUACUACAACCGCAUCCGCGCUACAUCUACGUUCUUGGACCGUCCUUACGGAUCUGGGAACCGCAGUUGGGGAAACUUUGACUUCGAUCCUGCGCAGUACCCAGGCCCGGAGGGCUUUAUGAAGAACUUGACGGACUUCGGAUUCGAUCUCCAGGUCUGGAUCGCGAAUCGCGCGCAGCUGGGCACAAAGAUUUUCAACGCCAGCACGGCCAACGGAUGGCUCUUUCCGGACGACCAUCCCGUAGGUGGCUUGGGCGAAGCACUCAACCUCUCUAUUCCAGCGGCGUACGACUACUUUGAGGAGAAUUUGGAGUACUUCGCGAGCGUGGGCGUCAAGGGGUAUAAGAUCGACCGCGGCGAGGAAGGUGAAAUGCCAGACUACGUGCAAAACGAGCAGAUGGCGCUCUUCCUCGACCUCGCGUACGAAACCAUGGUGCAUAAAUGGGGCAAGAGCGGAUUCUACAACUUCGCCCGGUCGGCAGUCGAUCGCAGCAGAGCGAAAACGCAUAUCUGGAACGGCGAUUCAGCUGCGAACUUCACGGGCCUCGCAUAUACAGUCGCGAGCGGGAUCCGCGCCGGUCUCGUUGCCUUCCCAAUCUGGGGCUCCGACACGGGUGGCUACACACGCGAAGGAGCCCUGACGCCCAGCGCCGAAGUAUGGGCCCGCUGGAUGUGGUUCAGCGCCUUCUCGCCCGUCUACGAAUUCAUGCUCGGCACGAACCACACCCCCUGGUAUCCGCCGUACAACCAAUCCACCGUCGACGUUGUGAAGCAGACCGCCAAUCUGCACGCCGAUCUGACUCCAUAUAUCAAGUCUUGUGCGUAUGAAGCAACCAAGACCGGCCUCCCCAUCAUCCGCGCACUUUUCCUCGAAGCACCGGAGGAUACCAAGACGUGGGAAGUACCAGAUUCGUAUUUCUUCGGCGAGGAAUUCCUCGUUGCGCCGAUCAUUACGUCCGGUGGUUCGCGGAGCGUCUACUUCCCCAAGGGCCCGUCGAAGAAAUACCUCGAGUACUUCAAGAAAGAGAACGUCUACAGCGCUGGGACCACCGCAAACGUCACCGUAGGUCUCGACAGUAUGCCUGUGUACGUCAAGCAAGGUGCUAUUAUCCCGCGCGGCGACAUCUUCCAGGGCAACGCGAUGUGGGUCGAGGACUGGAAGCCCUCUUUGCGUCUCGAGCUUUUCCCGAGCUACGACGUGCCGGAGAGCAGGUUUACGUACUUUGAUGGGGAGGGGCAGGAUGGCCGGACGGUGGAGAUCGUCAUGACGACAGAUAAGGAGAAGAAGGCGGUGAACGUGAACUUGGGGGAAUUGGGUUUUGGGGUUACGCUGGUUUGGUACCUUAGAGGCGCGACGGAGGGGAGGGAGAUGAGCGUGAGCAGCGAGAAUGGAUCGCUCGAGCUUACAGAGGUGGACACUCUGUUCUAAGUACGGACGAGCCGCUGAUAAAUAAAUUCUGACAAGUGUAGCUUACCAAUCUUCCUAAUCGCCUCUUCCCCACCCCACAGGCAAAGAAAAGACUCCCUAAGCCUUUCCACUCAAAACCUCCUCCCCACUCUUCCCCUUCUCAUUCUCCAGCACCACAAUCCUCUUAUUAUUCUUCAUCCCCCGAUCCGUACUCUUCGUCAGCAACGCCGCGCCAAUAGCAAGCCCGCCAAAGCCCAGCGCGCUCA
Trematosphaeria pertusa is the source of this 2840-nucleotide messenger RNA. RefSeq names its product glycoside hydrolase family 31 protein. The transcript has a single exon. Gene Ontology annotation, molecular function: hydrolase activity, hydrolyzing O-glycosyl compounds; carbohydrate binding. Lineage: Eukaryota; Fungi; Ascomycota; Dothideomycetes; Pleosporales; Trematosphaeriaceae. Gene Ontology annotation, biological process: carbohydrate metabolic process. Bases 451 to 2595 code for a protein of 714 amino acids. The record is from RefSeq and is a predicted model, not a curated record.